AUGUCCUCCUUUGGUUCUUCUGGAGGACUAGGUGAAGCAGCCGCCUGGCUGUGCCUUCGCGAGGACAUGUACAUAUCCCUCACGUCACAGUCGCCGUUGCGGACAAAUCUACAGAGCUUCGAGCGCUCGGAUGUCUUCACCCGAACCGAUGACUUUGCGUGGUCCAACCGGAUGGUCUUCCUAUUGGCCAGAAUAUUGAGCUGCGCUUUCAACGAGGAGAGCCGGACGAGACGUUCUUGUGCUUCAUUGAAGGCUCUAGAGAAAGAAGUCGACGAUUGGAGUGCGUCCAAACCGCAGACAUUUCAACCUGUCCAUUUUGCCCCUCGAGGAAAAGAUCCUGGCCGACGAUUCCCAACUAUCUGGACGCUAUUGCCAGUCCAUGUUGUCGGUCUACAAUACUACCACAUCGCAAAGAUUAUACUUGCGUUGUCUGGUUGCUCGAACCCAUCUCUUCCAUACGAGAGACUGCAACGCUCACGGGACGUCGAAAAAAUUGUCCGGAGCCAUCUCCUCAAUGUCCUAGGCCUAGCUGCCUCAAACCCUAGAGCCGAAAAUACCCUUUUCACUGCACGGCACAGUUUAGUCGCGUGGGGUUGGAUACUACGACAUAACCUAGACCAAGACGCCGCUGAAGAGCUACUGCGGUAUAUGGAGUUGAAGACUGGCUGGAGCACGUCCCACCUGAUACACUCACUGAGAGAACAAUGGAAAAAAGAACUUGUCGAUGACUAG
This is a messenger RNA of Aspergillus fumigatus Af293, 732 nucleotides long. RefSeq lists its product as uncharacterized. Lineage: Eukaryota; Fungi; Ascomycota; Eurotiomycetes; Eurotiales; Aspergillaceae. The record is from RefSeq and is a predicted model, not a curated record.